Messenger RNA from Scylla paramamosain (green mud crab), 2246 nucleotides. Its product is annotated as phosrestin-1-like. Bases 53 to 1108 code for a protein of 351 amino acids. The record is from RefSeq and is a predicted model, not a curated record. Gene Ontology annotation, cellular component: cytoplasm. Gene Ontology annotation, biological process: signal transduction; G protein-coupled receptor internalization. Gene Ontology annotation, molecular function: G protein-coupled receptor binding. Lineage: Eukaryota; Metazoa; Arthropoda; Malacostraca; Decapoda; Portunidae. The transcript has 8 exons.
UGACCCAGUUUCUCUCGAGUUUUGCUGGAGGUAAGACGUUCUUGUCGCAAUCAUGGUGGUCAAGUUCCAAGUCUUCAAGAAGGGUUCCCCGAAUUCCAAGAUCACGCUGUACCUCACACGGCGGGAUCAUAUGGACCAUGUGACCCACGUCGACAACAUCGAGGGCGUGAUCGUGCUGGAUCCUAACUACGUGAAUUCCCGCAAUGUGUACGUUCAGCUGGCCCUCAACUUCCGCUUCGGCAGGGAGGAGGACGAGUCCCUGGGGUACAGUUUUGUGAAGACACUGUACGUCAACACUACACAGGUGUACCCGCCCGAGAGGGAGAGGCCCACCACUGAGCUACAGAGGAAUCUUAUCUCCAAGCUGGGUAACUUCGCCUUCCCCUUCGACAUGUCCUUCCCGGAGCUGGCCUCGCCCUCCUACUCCCUCAUGCUGGGCUGGCAGGACUUGGGCUCUCUCAUGGGCAUCGAGUACGAGGUCAUGGGUUUCGUGGGAGGCAACCAGCACGACAUGCAACAGAGGAGCACCGCCAGCCUCACAGUGCGGCGCCUGAUGGAAUGCCCCGCCAGCCUGUUCGAAAAGCCGGCGCCGCAGAAGUGCAUCUCUCGCUCCUUCCUCACCUGCACUGGCUGUGUGAGCAUCGAGGCCAAGCUUAACUCCAACGUGUACUACCCCGAGGAGAACAUCAUGGUCAGGGUGGAGCUCAAGAACAACACCUCCAGGGAGAUUAAGAGGCUAAAGGUGAAGCUCGUGCAGAAGAGCGAGGUGCCGAUGUUCCAGGAUGGACAGGUGCGCGACAAGACGAUCUGCAAGGUGGAUGACCCCCUCAGCCUGCCGCCCGGAGCUCUCACCACGCGGGAGUUCGUGCUCGUCCCCUCCAUCCCUAGCAAGCCUGCCCACGGCGAGAUCUUCCUCCAGUCCAACCUUAAGGGUGACGAAGAGUCUGUGCUGGCGCCCUCCACGCUCAUCGCGCCCUCCAUCAAGAAAAGCGACCUCUUCGGCGUGCACGUGUCGUAUGUGGUGCGGGUCAAGGCUACACUGGGCACGCUCGUAGGGGACGCCAUCUUGGACGUUCCCUUCGUGCUAGCCGUGCAGCAAGGGUCUUGAACAUGCUGCAGGUGGAAGUUAUGAAGGUGAUGGGUGUGGUGACUCUGCUGGCAACGCAAGGCAGAUGAUGAGUAAAGACGAGUGAUGAGCAGAGAGGUGACACAAGCAACUCUUUAUAAUCAAUAUAUAAUUCUUUUUUAACAUUAUCUAAACUUUUUUUUUGUCGAUUUGUUACACGUGGUUGCCUAAAGAGUCAUGGAUUAUUUUUGGCCUGCACAGAUAAAUCGAUAACUUUUUUUUUUUUUUUUUUUAUCUAAACUGGUCUUUUUUUUAUGAUUUGUUACAUGUGAACCCCUAAAAAAAGUCAUGAAUUAUUUUGCCCUACGCAGAUACACCGAUGGAUAACUUUUUUUAUUUUUUAUUUAAACUUUCCUUUUUAAUAAUGAGUUAUAUGUGGAUCCUUAAAAAAAAAAAAAAAGUCAUGCAUUAUUUUCUCCUGCACAGAUAGUCUUUAUGUCCCAAAGGCAUAGAAAACGGGCCAUUAUGGAACACUGUCCUUUACAUUUACGUAAAGAAUAGGAAACAUUACUGCAUGUACUCAGAAAAACCACAGCAUUUGUUAUAUAUAUAUAUAUAUUUUUUCCUGAUGGAGAGUGUUCAGUGACGAGUGAGCUGUGUGUUGUUAUUGGCGUUGUCUAUUAUGUUAUCUAUGCUGUAAUGAUUUGUUGCUAUUCACUACAUUGUUGUAUAUUUAUCAGUGUAUAAUAUUUGUUACUAUAUAGAAGCCCUACUCCCUUGCGUAAUACAAGAAUUCAUGUUUGUACUAAGGAGAGUCAUGCUACAACUACAAAUCCUACUACUAAAAGAACAACAAAAAUGACUACUACUACUACUACUACUACUACUACAUACAACUUAGUACCACAACUACUGCCAACAGCAUUACUACUACUACUACUACUACUACUACUACUACUACUACUAUUACUACUACUACUACUACAUACAACUUAGUACCACAAUUACUGCCAACAGCAUUACUACUACUACUACUACUACUACUACUUCCCUCACGGCUAGGCAUCCCAUGACAAGCGUACCAACCUAACCUUACGAAUCCCUGAGUGCGUCUGUGUGUAUAUAAGCCUUUUUGUAUUCUGAUGAGAGUUACGAAUAAACAGUGAGAUGAUGAGGCGAA